GAGACGGCGAAAAUGGCACAUCAUGAAAAUAGGGAAGGACCAAAAUUGGAUGACAAAACCACUGAAAUAACUGAUGACAGCAAAGAAAUUAAAGACCCUGAAAAUGUAGAUACUGCAGUUGAAGUGAAAGAACCACCCCCUCCAGACGUUGCUGAACUCUGCCGUGAUGCAUUUGAGAAAACUGUGGAUUACCUGAAAGGAGAUUUAGCAGCCACAGCAGAAGAUUACAAAUUAUUGGAACAGAUGAAUCGUAUAACAAUUGGCAAAUACACAGAGAUGAAGCAGAUAGCUAGUAAUGUCAGUCAUUCCAUGAACGAUAUCAAUGAGAAAUAUCGGAGCUUACAACCAUAUCUUGAUCAAAUCGACCAGGUUGAGGAAAGCGUUGCCAGUUUAGAACAAGCUGCUUACAGACUUGAUGCCUAUUCAAAGCGACUAGAGACCAAAUUCAAGCAGCUGGAGAAAAGAUAAUACUGUGUUGAUGUGGCGACAGUCGAAUUACAAAUCAUGGUGCUGCAUAACAGUGGGGGCGAUGCUGGCUUAAGACAGAAGAGUGCGCAUAUUGAACAGUUGAUUGUGACCCAGUGUGGUCUCAGAUACAGAUACUUGUGUAAAAAUCCAUUGAAAAAUGUUUAGCUUCAUGCACAUGUCCCAAGUCGAUUUCGUACUGAAAAGCCCAGACUAAUUGUAUUGAACUACGAGCACAGUGCUGCCACCAGUGGCUAUGAUAUCCCUCAUUUGUAAAUAUUGUAUAAUUAUUCCUGAUCUUGAAUUUUUAAUUCAGGCUUGUUAACUUUAGAUGUAGUGUCUUCUGCUGUGCAUUUAAUAUACUGUAUGCAUGUAGAGUUUGUUCCUGUGCAAAAUAUAUAUCAAAUUUUGGUGCUCUGAUGCAGUCACAGUCACCCUAUUUCAGAUGAACUGAAGUUUCUCGCCCAAAAUCUGCUUAACUGAUAAUAUUCAGGAAUCUUCGGAAACAAAAUAUGCCAAUCAAUUCUAACUGGCAAAUGAAAAGACAAUGCCACGAAGAUCACCAAAAGAUUCCCCAGUUAACCAGUUAUUCCAGUUAACUUCAUAUCAAUUUCAGUUGAAAUGAAAUUAUUUUAAGUCACACUUAUUUUAGGUUCUCAUCAGAGCAUCGGAGCAUCUCUUCUGUGGAGUACAGUUGAACAAAUUGUCUUUACUCGCUAGAAAUGUGCAAUGUAUGUCCAAAGAAUAUAUUGAGAUCAAAUUCUGAUUGACAAUUAAAUUUUAA
Lineus longissimus is the source of this 1249-nucleotide messenger RNA. RefSeq names its product biogenesis of lysosome-related organelles complex 1 subunit 2-like. The record is from RefSeq and is a predicted model, not a curated record. Gene Ontology annotation, cellular component: BLOC-1 complex; gamma-tubulin complex; BORC complex. Gene Ontology annotation, molecular function: gamma-tubulin binding. Lineage: Eukaryota; Metazoa; Nemertea; Pilidiophora; Heteronemertea; Lineidae. Gene Ontology annotation, biological process: endosomal transport; lysosome localization. The coding region runs from base 13 to 468 and encodes 151 amino acids. The transcript has 5 exons.